Westerdykella ornata is the source of this 758-nucleotide messenger RNA. RefSeq lists its product as uncharacterized. Gene Ontology annotation, molecular function: mRNA binding. The record is from RefSeq and is a predicted model, not a curated record. NCBI's taxonomy places the organism in Eukaryota, Fungi, Ascomycota, Dothideomycetes, Pleosporales, Sporormiaceae. The coding region runs from base 80 to 667 and encodes 195 amino acids. Gene Ontology annotation, biological process: ribosomal large subunit biogenesis; intracellular mRNA localization. Gene Ontology annotation, cellular component: preribosome, large subunit precursor; nucleolus. The transcript is spliced from 2 exons.
AGCUCACGACCUGCAAAUCGCAAAUCACAUAGCGGUUCACUGAACUCUUCUUGUUCAACAAACACAACUACAAGUCACAAUGACACCGACCAAAUCCUCAGGAUCAAAAGGCAAACCCAGUGGAAAAGCCAACUCCUCGUCCAAAUCCAAGCCCAAAGGCAGCGCACCAACCGGAAUCUCCAAGCGCAAAGCCAAAUCUCUCGCCCUCGCCAAACCCGGUGGUGCGCAAAAGACCAAAUCCCUCACGUCCAGCGACACCAAGCAGAAGAAGAAGCGCGUCUACACGGAGAAAGAGCUCAACAUUCCUAAGCUCAACGGCAUCAUACCCGCCGGCAUCGCAAAGCCCAAGGGCCAGAAGAAGGGGAAGGUUUUCGUGGAUGAUCCGGAGAGCAUGAUGGCGAUUAUGAGUGUGGUUCAGGCGGAGAAGGAGGGACAUAUUGAGAGUAAGAUUCAGAAGGCGAGGCAGUGGGAGGAGGUGAGGGAGGCGAAGAGGAAGGAGAUGGAGAAGAGGAGUGAGGAGAAGAAGAAGAAGUUUGAGGAGAAGAAGGAGGCGUUGAAGGGGAAGAAAGGGAAGAGGAGGCAUAGCGAUCGCGCAAGGGUGGCCGUGGAAGAGGAGGAUGAGAAGCCUAAGGAGAAGAAGGCGAGGAAGAGGGUGUCUUUCGGUUGAAAGCUCGGAGGUUGGCGAUGGGCGAUUGAUGCCUAGGAAAGGUAUCCGUAUAGCAGUCAAUGCAUCUACUGACUGCGCAUCUCUAUAGUAG